CGUCGCCGCAGCACUCCUCUACUUCUCGCGCCGCCGCCGCCACAGGCCUUCCUCGCUGUCGCCGGUUCUUCCUCUCCCAUCGAAGAACUCUCACCACGCUGCACAGGUCUUCUCACCUUGUGCCUGCGUGACUCUCUGCGCCUCCAGGCUCGUCGGACGUCCCGCCACCACCGCCGUCCCUCCCGCCGGCCACCGCUGUCCCUCGCGCCUUCAACCGCACGCCCACCCGUCGCUUCCAGCCCUUGUUGUUGGCAGCAGACCCGCGUGCCCAGCCGGAUCCGAUCCAGGAUCCAAGUUCCUUUUUUUAUUAUUAUUUUAUUUCUUCCCGGUUCGCCAGGAUCCAACUCGCCCGGACCGGACCGGUUCCAGCCAACCCGUUUCUAUGGCUACCUCCGACUCGACAACUGGCUCUCCAACCGGCGACACCACUACGGUUCCUACGCCCACUGCCACACCUACGGCCCCUUCGUCCCCCACUGUCAAGCCCGAGUUUCAUCCGGCCCUUGCUGUUACUAACAUCAAAAACAACAUUCCUUUCAAACUCGAGCUCGACAAGGACCACUAUGCUCUGUGGGCUGAAUUGUUUGAAACUCAUGCUCACGCCACUCAGGUGCUCCACCACAUCAUUCCACAAGCUGGUUUGGAGCCUCCUGCGCGCACCGAUGCUUCCUAUGCUCGGUGGGCUACUCUUGACUCUACUGUCAAGCAGUGGAUUUAUUCCACCAUCUCCUUUGAUCUUCUCUCCACUGUUAUGGAAAAAGGUUCUACUGCUAUGGCUACUUGGAACCGUAUCGCUUCUAUGUUUGAGGACAAUCAGAACUCUCGUGCUGUCGCUCUCGACCAGGAUUUCAUCUCCACACGCAUGGAAGAUUUUCCUAAUGUUUCGGCCUAUUGUCAGCGUCUGAAACAUAUCUCUGAUCAGUUGCGCAAUGUUGGUGCCCCAGUCAGUGACCAUCGUCUUGUUCUUCAGUUGGUCUCUGGUCUCACUGAGCCUUUUCGUGGUGUUGCCACCCUGAUCCGUCAGAGCGAGCCUUUGCCUUCUUUCCUCAAGGUCCGCUCCAUGUUGAUUCUAGAGGAAUCUGGUCUCGCCAGGAUGUCCGGUCCGGCCUCUCAGACUGCUUUGCACACCUCUGCUUCCCGUCCACAGGCCUCCGUUGACUCCUCUCCGCAGCGCCCCACCUACCGCAGCGAUCAGGGCCACUCCAACCAUCGUUAUGGGUCAGGGCACACUCGCAAUUAUCAGGGUGGUUCUAGUAAACCUAAGAAGAAAGGUGGCUCCCGUUAUCCUGGAUCAUUUGGCUCCUCUGGUUCCUCUGCUGCAUCUCCUCCACCCUGGCGCCCACCACCGCAGGCAUCCUGGAAUCCCUGGGGUUGGGCUCCUCCCCCUGGUUGGGCUCCUUCCCCUUGGGGCAUGCCUCCUUGUCCUUACCCCACAUCUCAGUGGUCGCGUCCCAUGGGUGCUCCGCCGCAACCCGGCGUUUUAGGUCCGCGUCCUCAGGCCUACACCGCUACUGCUUCUCCAGCACCCACUGAUAUCGCUGCUGCCAUGCACACCAUGUCCUUGACUCCUACAGACACCACGUGGUACAUGGACACCGGCGCCUCGUCCCAUACUGCGGCAUCUCAAGGCAAACAUGUCCGGUUGCCUUUUCGUUCAUCUGAAACUAUUACUUUGAGACCAUUUGAUAUUUUGCAUAGUGAUUUAUGGACGUCUCCUGUUUUAAGUACUGCUGGUCAUCAUUCUCAACACAAUGUGAAACUUGACUAUUUUAAUGGCUUCCCAGAUUUUGUUGCUACCAGCUGUGGUGAUAAACUAACACUGACUUCAGUCAUGAGCAGGAAACUGAAGGAAAAUGGCAGAAGCAUGAUGAGAAGCAACAAUAAGGCUGAUAUGACUCUGGAUGAUUAUCAUCCAAUUACUCCAGUACCUGUACCAGCAGGGGGCGAGUCUUUCGUUCAUGCUCCUGUUCAGCAUGGAACUCCUCUUAAUCCAUAUAUACCAAAACCUCCACCUCCUAGUAAUCCUGAAUAG
This is a messenger RNA of Lotus japonicus, 2032 nucleotides long. RefSeq lists its product as uncharacterized. NCBI's taxonomy places the organism in Eukaryota, Viridiplantae, Streptophyta, Magnoliopsida, Fabales, Fabaceae. Bases 383 to 2032 code for a protein of 549 amino acids. The record is from RefSeq and is a predicted model, not a curated record. The transcript is spliced from 4 exons.